CAGCUCUCCAGCUCACGACUUAGAAAGGAUCGCGGUCUUCGAUCUAGCCAAGAAUGGAACAAAGCGAGCCGCUCGGCGGAUUCGAGAUUUGCGCCUGCAGGUGUUUUAGACCGCCGUAAAACUUUCACUGGGAAGAAUUGCGGCGGAUGCAAUUCAGAAAAAAAUUAUUCACUUGACACUUUUUUAUCUUUUUUGACUCGUGUUUCAAUAGGAGAAAAGUAUUCUAUUUUAUUCACUCCUAUUCCCGGUGAAAUCCACGCCUGACCCUAUUCGAAAUGGCAGGGCUGGGAGAAGGGAAAGAGAAGAAGCGGAAGUUGCAGGAUGUGCCCGAAAUCGAGAUUGAUGUCGCUGCACCAGAACCUCCGUCCAAAAAGGCUCUACGCAAAGCAAAAAAGAAGGGCACCGCCAGUGAUCAUGAGGCAGUAACGGGCCCUACAUCACAGCAUUCCGAAGCCCCUCAAAAAAUCGCAGAUCAAGAUUCGUCCAACCACCGUUCGUCACACGGCGUCUGGAUCGGAAACCUUGCAUUCUCCGUCACGAAAGACGACCUUCGCAAGUUCAUCAUAAGCAAUUGUACCUUUCCCGAUAGCACGAUUACGCGACUGCAUCUUCCAAGUGGCCCGGAGAAGUACGGGAAGGCACAGAACAAAGGAUUUGCUUAUGUCGAUUUCUCGAACGCUAAGGCUGUGAAAGAGGCUAUUGCGCUCAGUGAGCAGCUUCUAUCGGGACGCCCCGUUUUGAUUAAAGAUGCACAUGAUUUCAAGGGCCGACCAGAGAAGCACCAGGAAGGACCUGGAGGGUCAACCCCGGGCGACUCUGGAAAACUGCCCUCGAAGCGUAUCUUCGUUGGUAACCUAGGUUUCGACGCCACAAAGGAGAUCAUCGAAGAGCACUUUGAAAGAUGCGGUACUAUCACAAACAUUCACCUAGCAACUUUCGAGGACAGUGGAAAAUGCAAGGGAUACGGUUGGGUUGAAUUUGAGGAUAUUGAAGCCGCAACGGCAGCAGUCCGCGGUUUCGUCAACAUCGCGGAGGAGGAGGAGGAGGAGGAAGACAUCAAAGAAGAAGAUGCUGAAGACUCUGCUGCUGGGAAUAAAGCGAAGCCCAAGAAACCGAAGUUCCGGAAAGUAUGGGUUAACAGACUGCUCGGUCGGCAUCUGAGGACAGAAUUCGCAGAGGACCCGGCUACUAGAUAUAAAAAGCGCUUCGGAAAAGAGAGCAAGAAUAAGGACGGUCCGGUCGAGCAUUACGGCGAUGUAACAGCGUCCGACAACCAUACGAGACACUCCAAUCCUAAACCGCGUUUUACGAAACCCAAGGGAGACAGCCAUGACAAUUCCCGCUAUUCGAAAGAGACUGUGCAGAGGCUGAGUGGUGCAAUUGUCGCGUCCCAGGGAAAGAAAGUUACGUUCGAUUGAGAAAGCAGCGCGCUUUCCCGACAGAUCUCACACUGACAGCCAUGUUGGCUCUGGGGGACACCGUCAUUAGUUCUCUUAAGGGCCCCGUUGUCAGCGGCCUCUCUUGGCCGCUUGCAUACCGAGGAGCAGCUGGUUGAGCAUUCCCAAGGGAAGUUG
Messenger RNA from Paecilomyces variotii, 1574 nucleotides. RefSeq names its product putative RNA binding protein Rnp24. NCBI's taxonomy places the organism in Eukaryota, Fungi, Ascomycota, Eurotiomycetes, Eurotiales, Thermoascaceae. The coding region runs from base 276 to 1418 and encodes 380 amino acids. The transcript has a single exon. The record is from RefSeq and is a predicted model, not a curated record. Gene Ontology annotation, molecular function: RNA binding.